AUGUGCACGAUUCAAUCACUUCGUACAACUUGGACAAGACCAUCAUCCCUUGGGGCGAUAAUUUUGCGACAACCCAAAUCACCAGUUCAUCCACGAUUUACAAGCCCAUUCUCCACAUCACGCUACCUCGCUAUGUUGACCACGGAGCUCUCCGAAGCCGACGUCUCGGCAUUGAGAGUCAACAAGGAGCGAUUGGCCAAAGAUCUCCAUCAUUCCUGCCAAUGGGGGUCGGGGAUACGAUGGGGAAAUGAUCCAACAGACACAGGCAUGCAGCGCCUUGCCCUGUCCGAAGAAGACAAAAGCGUUCGAGACUGGUUCAUCCAGACUAUGAAGGAUCUCAAAUGCGAGAUCACAGUGGAUGCAAUGGGCAAUAUAUUCGCCGUGCGUCGAGGUCGACGAAAGGAUGUCCCUGCUACAUUCAUUGGCAGUCACCUGGAUACACAGCCCACGGGAGGGCGGUACGAUGGCAUCCUAGGCGUGUUAUCUGGCGUAGAAACCUUGAAAAGAAUAGAUGAGCUGGGGUUAGAGACUGAGGGAGGAGUCGGAGUUGUAAACUGGACUAAUGAAGAAGGCGCCCGAUUCCCAGUGAGCAUGAUCGCAUCAGGAGUCUGGGCGGAAUGCAUCCCGUUAUCAAAAGCCCAUAACCUCAAGGAGGUACCAACCGUUGCAUCGCUCCCGACAGCUGCAUCUGCUCCGGAAACGAUGAAGUCUGCUUUGGAGAAGAUCAACUACCUAGGUGAUGUGCCAUGUUCUUACAGGACCACACCCAUGGCAGCACAUUUCGAAUUGCACAUCGAGCAGGGCCCGCACCUGAUCUCAGCUGGCCAACGAGUCGGCGUUGUCACCGCAGUCCAGGCCUAUCGCUGGUUCCGAUUGAAGAUCAUCGGACGAGACACUCAUACCGGCACGACGGCAUUUGAACAUCGUGCCGAUGCAUUAUACGCUUUUGCACAGAUGAUGGUGCGAGCACGAGAGGUAGCCGCCGGCAAAGGGUGUCUCGCCAGCGUGGGUAUUAUCGAAGUCGCACCAGGAAGUGUCAACACGGUCCCCGGGACAGUGAGCUUCAGCUUGGACAUUCGCGGCCCAGAGACAGCUCUAGUAGCGGAGGUUGAGAAGGAGCUGCGCAGCGAUUUCGACAAGAUUGCUGCGGCGGAAGGGGCUGGGAUCGGCAAGCCGUGUCGUGUUGAGUGGACGCUUGACUUUGAUUCUCCGGCUGUCAAGUUCCACGAUGAUUGUAUUGACUGUGUCGAGCAGUCGGCUCAUGCUGUUGUUGCAGAUGCUCCCGUUGCUGAUACUAAAUCGCUGGUUCGGCAUAUGAUGAGCGGUGCUGGUCAUGAUAGCGUGUUUACAUCGAAGAGGAUUCCCACUAGCAUGAUCUUUGUGCCGUGCAAAGAUGGACUCAGUCACCAUCCCGAGGAGUUCUCCUCUGCGGAUGAUUGUGCUACUGGUGCAUCGGUGAUUCUUCAAGCAGUGGUGCGAUAUGAUCAGAAGAGAUUUGCUUAG
This is a messenger RNA of Penicillium daleae, 1503 nucleotides long. Its product is annotated as M20 family metallo-hydrolase. Gene Ontology annotation, molecular function: hydrolase activity, acting on carbon-nitrogen (but not peptide) bonds, in linear amidines. Bases 1 to 1503 code for a protein of 500 amino acids. The transcript is spliced from 3 exons. Lineage: Eukaryota; Fungi; Ascomycota; Eurotiomycetes; Eurotiales; Aspergillaceae. The record is from RefSeq and is a predicted model, not a curated record.